Mycena citricolor is the source of this 852-nucleotide messenger RNA. NCBI's taxonomy places the organism in Eukaryota, Fungi, Basidiomycota, Agaricomycetes, Agaricales, Mycenaceae. The record is from the annotation of a GenBank genome assembly.
CUUCACACUACAUAUUACUUGCUACACAGCACUAGUUCAAAGCACCCUCUAUCUGCGCGUCACUCACGAAAUGUGCCCCUCCAGCACAUCUAUAUCCACCGGCUUGUUUUAUCCAUUGAAAUCCAGCGACACAGACGCCCAUCCUUCGCAACGCAGCCUGUGCUUUGAUUUCCUUGCGCAGCUCACGGUCGCGUCUCUCUCUUUCUUCUCGGGCAUGCAACUCCCGCAGCCGUGCUUCCUCUAGAAUGCGUUUGAGCUCGUCGAGUUCGGCCUGCGCCCGUUCGCGCUGCUUUUGCGCCUCAAGCUCUAGCUGCAAAGCCUCGGCUUCUCGCUCGAGUCGCUCCGCCUCUUUGAUCGCCUUCUCAUGCUUCCGGCGCUCGGAUUCAGCUGCCUUCUUGUCGGAUUCCAAUUGUUCCCAGACAGCGUUCGACACGCCGGGAUCCCGCCCGUCCGCCCGAGUGUCUGCCAUAUCUGGUGCUGCUUCUGGGAGAGCGUCGCGGGUGGCAACAGUAGUCCGUAUUGGCGCAAUUGGAGUGGGUAACGCAACUGGUAAGUCUGAUCGCAGAGGUGUUUCCGCGGCAACAGCAUUUCUGCGGCGGAGACUGUCCAGGUGGGCUUGCAUGAGUUUUAGCGCAGUGCUGGAGCUCAGACAGAGUUUGUCUCCGAUGGAUUCCAUGAGAGCUGCGCCGUAUGCGUCUUUUGCGAGAGAUUUCAUGUCCCGAGCGUUGCCCCACGAUGAGAACUGUGUCAUCUUGCCGAUCAGGACUAAUAUCUCGUGGUCGGCCUCGCCAGAGAGUUCGACUUUCUCCCUGCCCAAGGUCUUUCGGAAGACGUCGAGACAGUGCUCCGGAG